UAUCUUUAGAUGACGCUUUUAAUAAAUAUCUACCGCAUAAAUUGACUCCAAAUAAUAAUUUUACUUGAGACGUGAUAACGAUAAACUAAUAUAUUAAUUUAAGAAAUCGGCAAUUGUGAAACUAAUUAUAAAACGGUGCAAACUUCUAUUUUAUUUAUUGUUUUUUGUAAUAGUGUUUAGUGUUAAAAUUAAGUUACGUGUAAAUUUAAAUUAAUUAAGAGUAAGGUCAAAGAAUGUCAGUGUUGAAUAAUUUCUCCGUUUCCAUCGCUAAGGGGUUGCGGCGCUUAAGAAACAAUGAGCUGACAGACAGACUGUCCGCCCGACGGCAGCAUGCCUCCAAGGAGCAGAGUCUAAAGAUGGAGAAGUGCCUCAUAGUCUCGAAAGUGACCAGAUACGAAUAUGAGAAACACAGUCAUGACAACAUAUCCGACGGAGAACUGGAGAUGAUACUCCGCAAACGAGGGUCUGACUUUGAGUCCAUGAUAUCCACACACAGAGAGCAGAAGACGUUCGAGGAGAGUGUGGCCAGCACGCUCAAGAAGAUGGGAGUCAAAGUCGAGAUGGCAAGCAGAUUGACUUACAACGACGAGCUGAUAAAGUGGUGUGACGUGGUGGUGCCUUGCGGUGGUGAUGGAACAUUCCUCCUGGCUGCCUCCAGGGUCCGAGAUGCCAAUAAGCCAGUCAUAGGUUUCAACAGUGCUCCUCACAAGUCUGUGGGUCGUCUGUGUUUACCCACGUGGUGUUCCAAUGAUGUCAAGGGUGCGUUCUCCGCUCUGAAGGAGGGUAGGUUUAGAUGGAUGCGUCGAUCCCGGAUACGCACAACGAUUACGUGCGAAGAUAAGUUUCUGGACAACAUUACCCCGGUCGAUCUACACACGCUACAGUACUGUAGAUACCCAUCAGUAUUGAACCCGGAGGAACCAGAGACGACCAGAAGAUCAGAAACUGGCAACCCUCAUACGACUUCAAGCCUGGCAACAAAAGUGUUGCCGUUUUUAGCAUUGAAUGAGGUAUUCAUAGGGGAGAGCGUGACCUCGAGAGUUUCGCUGCUGCGGCUUCAAAUCGACAACGGGAACUGGACGCACACGAAGAGUUCCGGUCUGUGUGUCACUACCGGCACGGGAAGUACGUCGUGGCACUAUAGCAUAAACUGUCUCCGGACACAUUCGGUGAUGGACCUGAUGAAGAUACUCCACGAGGAAUUUGGAGUGAAAAUGGACAUCUCUUUGGAGAAGGCGCGCGAAGUAACCGAGAAAUACAACCAGAGGCUGAUGUUUCCGCCGGAAUGUCCCGAAGUGGCGUAUUCUGUGCGAGAGUACAUUCGGUUCGAGGAGUGGCCGGCGCCGCGAGGGUUGCGGGUUCGAGACCGCGCGAGACACGUCACGGUCAAGUCACAUUGCACCGACGCGGGUUUAGUUAUCGACGGCAGUGUCUCGUUUCCUUUCAACGACGGAACCCAGGCUCAACUAGAGAUACAUCCAGAGGACUCACUUAUGACUGUACAAAUGGAAGAUGCUCUACCGCACUGACAGUUUAUGACGCGUUUGAUGAAAUUAGGAAAACUAAUUGAACACCUGUUGAAUUUUUUAGAUAAAAAUGUAUGUAAAGUAAUUAUUGGCGUACUAUAAGCAACUAGACUCACAAUCGCCUGUUAAAAGGCCGUCAAAAAAUGUCCCAACGGCGCUGUACAUACAUAUAUAGAGAAUAUUAAAACAUUCAUUCAAACUAACAACUUAUUUCGUGGCAGAAAUGUUCAAAGUUAUUAUGCUCAUUGGAAACUUUGGCGCGAACACGAGGCAAGAACGUUUUGUCAUAGCAAUUGAAAUGUAAUUAUUUAGCAAAAUGAUUAAAAACGUCAAGUUAGUUACACAAUUAUGUUAAUUUAAAGGGGCACUUACCUGAAAUACGACACACCAUCCAUUUUUAAGAUUGCAUAUGCUGUUAUUCGGACAGUUUUUCACGGAACACUUUGUGAUUGCGUGGCGUUGUAUUCAAAGCGCAGUCGAAACACAACUGAACGAAAACUGUGCUUAUAGACGCGUAGACAGAGUUUUUCUUCAGACAAUUUCUGAGAGUGAUUGUGUGUAGUUGUUUAUUGUACGUUAAUCAGAUUAAAUAAUUAACGGUACGUAUUACGCUGUUAUAUGGGCUGCAUGAAUUUAAGGGCUUAUUGAAUAAUAACAAACUUCUUAAUAGUAUAGUUAUAAUAAACAGUAUACCGGCUUGGUGGGCACCACAGUGGCGCAUUUUUCUACCAUCAAGCGGCAAUGUCACAAUACAGUAAAAGAACAGUACUUUAACUUUAUACUAGAGGACCCGAAUCGACACACACACACAUACGCACGAUUAACACGGCCGCUAAGCAAUCUUGGGGAGACAAAACUAUUGAGUGCCACGCCGUACGCCGCCGAAACUGGUCGUUAUCGUAGUUAAAUUAUCCGCGUCGUCAAUUGUUUUGUAUGUACCAACCCUAGCGCUCCGCCCAGACGUAGAUAUAAAUUUCAAAGAGACUGCUGAGUUACGUUACUGUUCUAUUACUUGUGUUGUACAUCGGAGCAACAAAUUAUUUUCCAAAUGAAAUGGCAUUUUUUAGUCGGUUUGUCCCAUAAAUAAUUUGUUGUGAAAUCAAAAGAAUCUACUUUUUAAUAAUUUUAACCGCAGUUUUGAUAUGCCGCCCUAAAUCCGGCCUUGGGAAUUGCGAUACCGCUCACAAUUUUGGGUUCAAUCGCAAACUGCAUUGAAAUGGGCGGUGUACCACUUACCAUCAGGAGAACGUCUUGCUCGUCUUGUCAUUUACUUUAAAUAAGCAUUUAAAUUGUUGAGACUUCCAAUUUUUAUUUAAUUAUUAAAAAUCUUUGUGUUAGCUUUUAAUGUCUAUUUACGUUUACAAUUAUUUCUCCAUCUCAUCAAUUAUAUUUAUUGUUAUUCAUUUAAAUAUAGCUAAUAGUAUAGAAUUACAGUUUGUUUGCCGAGAGUAGAUAGAUAUUAUGUAACAUCUCACUACAGCGACUGUCGGAAACUGUAUGACGGGUGUCGCUUAUCGCCGCGCAUUAAGUUUUGUGGUACGGGGGACUCACGGUCGUCAGGGUUGUCAAACGCAAGCCCAUCUGAUUGUUAAGACUACAAGCGCGUACACCUUCCUUAUAGGCCGGCAACGCUCCUGUGAUUCCUCUGGUGUUGCAAGAGAUUGUGGGCGGCGGUGAUCUCUUAACACCAGGUGACCCGUACGCUCGUUUGUCCUCCUUUUCCAUAAAAAAGUAGAUUAUAUUUGGUAACAAGGUACAAACCUUAACAUUAAAAUAUUUUUAUUAAAUUAACUUGUAAAGCUCAAUGGUAGGACGCUUUAAGUUUAAUUUUUUUGAGAUGUGACAUAGAAACGACCGACUGGCAACUAUAAAUAAUGCAUUGGUUUGAUUUUCUUUCGCCGUGCCAAAAUCAUCAUCUCAUUUUAACGUCAAACUGAUAUUUCACGGAAUACACCUUUUUUUUAACACAAUAUUAUAAUUUAUCAAAUGACAAAACCUUUACAUACUACCAUAAUAUUACUAGCUGACCCAGUAAACGUUGAAUUACUAAUUUGGGGUAUGAAAAAUAGAUGUUGGCCGAUUCUCAGCACCCGAUAUGCACACAAAAUUUCAUAAAAAUCGGUUCAGCCGUUUCGGAGGAGUUUGGUAACAAACACCGCGGCACGGGAUUUUUAUACUAUUAUGAUAUAAUAUUAUUAUGAUAGUAAAUUAUUGUUUCAAAUAUUAUAGUUAUAUUUAUUCGUCCUGGUGUUUGUUUUAAUUCAAAGCAUGCUCCUUUCUUGAUAUUUAGUGUUUUGUUCAAAAUUAAUUAUUAUUUAUUAGGUGUGUAUGUAUUGUAAAUGUUUAGCUCCCUAGCAAAAAUGUAUUAAGAGAUUAUUUAUUAUAGUGAUGUUGUGUGUAAGCACAUUAUGAUAAUUAGUAUUAAAAUAAGUUAAAUACUUUUGUUAAUGAAAUUGAAAUAAAAAUAUUUACGUAAACUUUUAAAAAUUUCUAAAUAGUCAUAAAAUGUUCACAAGUGUCAAAAAUGCAAAAUUUAUGCGAAUGCAAUGCAUGUCCGUCAGAAUUUAAAUUUGUUUGAUAAGAGAAGUGACAUUCACACCUUCAACACAAUCAUAAAUAAUUUACUAUCGCAAUUAUUUCGUACUGCUUUUUAACGUCUGCAAAAAGUACAUUUUUUUUUGUGGGAAUGGGCGUCCGCAUUUAUAAUAAAAUACCAAUUUGCCUGCAAGAAUUGCACUUGCAAUCUUUUAAGAUUUAAAACGUUAUUCAGGAGCAUUUUAUAUAAAAGGGUUUUUAUUAAUAACACUGUAAAUGAUUGAUUACCUGAAGAGAAAUAGUAUGUAUUUCUCAAUAACAUAGUAAAUAAUUUAGUUCGGAGUUUUCGUACCACGACGUACCAUCCGCAUCGUCAAUCUUUUUGUAUGUAGCAACCCUAGCGCUCCGCCCAGGCGUAGGUAUAAAUUACAAGGAGACCGCUGAGUUACACUACUGUUCUAUUACUUGUAUGUGCACAACCUUCUUCCUGACAUCAUCUGGGACCACGUAAAGGUGAUUAAAAUUUUACGAAAUAUGUAUAGUUUGUUUCUUUGAAAAUUUCAUUUAUUUACUUAAUUUUUUCACGAUUAAGGUUAUGUUACUCUACCCGUGUGUUCAUUUAAAGGCAGUCAUGCGGCACGCUGCUGAUUGUACCCGCGUUAUUGUGUGUUUUUUUGGACAUAAAACAAUUACUGACUAAAUGAUUUUAUUACAAUAAGCAAUAACAUCUAGUAGUACUAAGUGCAUAAUCUAUGAAUUGUCAUUGUUGUGGUCCACGAAUUUUUUUUUUUAUUGACACACUUGCACUAAUUAUCUUGCCCCAAACUAGGCAUAGCCUGUACUAGUGCAACGAUAUAUUUAAUACAAUAUACUUACUUAAACAUACAUAAAAACACACAUGACUCGGAAUCAAACAUUCAUAUACAUAAUAGAAAAGCUUGCACCCAUAGGGAUUUGAACCCGGGACCACUGGCUCAGUAAGGUCAGUAACCACUGGGCUAUAGGGGUCGUCAAAUUAGUGUUUAUUUUACCUUUAUGUGUGUGUGUAUAGCCAUAAAUGUAAGUAGAUCAAAUCAUUCUGAUCAUAGUUGGAUCGAAAAAAAUAAUUUUGGAUAGUUUCGGAGUAUGUUGUAAGACUGAACUUGUAUUGCGUAUAAUUUAUAUUUGUGUAUUAUUUAUGCCGAUAGGUAAAUUAAGUACUUAAGGUUUUAAAUUUUUAUAUAAUUAUACAUUCGUGACUUUCAAGCAUAGAAAAAGUGUGUGUCACGUAAGAUGUCAUACUUCUUGGCGUAAUAAAACAAAAAUCCUUAAAAAAAAAUUGCUCGUAAUAUUUUGCGUUGAAAAAACAAUAUAGAAGGUAUUAAAUACAACCAAUGAAAUUAUUAUAUUUUAUUUUAAAACUUGUAAUGAAAUUUAUUUUAUUCUCGUCCGUUGACCAGCUAUCGUCAGGGUGUCGAUACUUUUUUUGGGACGUUAGGGGAAAAAAUUCAGAGAAUUUUUACGAUGCGCGCGCACACCGUCACACAAAUUCGACACCGUUCGUUGGUCAACUAAUAACUAGACCAUUUGUAUCAUACUUCAGCUACGCUUAUGGUAGCUCUCUUGUAACUUAUAUGUCUACUGAACCAUAAACAAUGGACGAGAAUAAAAUAAAUUUCAAUACAUUGUAUAAGUUGUAUAUUUUUUUUAUAAUUGUAUAAAAUAAUAUUUUAUGUACGUGUUUCGUUACGCCAAAGAACUUCAUGCGUGCACACACACACACACACACUCUUUUUUUGUUACGGUUUGAUGAAACGUAUACUAAUUGGUGGUGUGAUAAGGUGCGUUGCUAUAUUUUAUAAAUUCUAUUAAUAUUAGAUGUAUUGUUAUAAGCUUUUUUAUGUUAUUCAAAAAUAUACCUUAUUAUAAAUA
This is a messenger RNA of Leptidea sinapis, 5972 nucleotides long. It is a transcript of the gene Nadk2, whose product is annotated as NAD kinase 2, mitochondrial. Bases 234 to 1529 code for a protein of 431 amino acids. Gene Ontology annotation, cellular component: mitochondrion. The transcript is spliced from 11 exons. Lineage: Eukaryota; Metazoa; Arthropoda; Insecta; Lepidoptera; Pieridae. Gene Ontology annotation, molecular function: NAD+ kinase activity. Gene Ontology annotation, biological process: NADP+ biosynthetic process; NAD+ metabolic process. The record is from RefSeq and is a predicted model, not a curated record.